Punica granatum (pomegranate) is the source of this 1119-nucleotide messenger RNA. NCBI's taxonomy places the organism in Eukaryota, Viridiplantae, Streptophyta, Magnoliopsida, Myrtales, Lythraceae. The record is from RefSeq and is a predicted model, not a curated record.
UCUGAGACAGUUGUUUAAAGGGACCGGAUCGGGUUUUCCCCCCAUUUUCUCUUCUCCUGACAUGAGAAUGCAUUUCGUUUCAGUUAUCCUCACACCAUAUCAAAUCUCUGAGAGAGUAGAGAGAGAGAGAGAGGGGGGGACACAAAUGGUCUCUCAAAAGAACAGAGGAAAACUCCAACUUGCAUACAUCCAAAGAAAUUAAUGAACCAUUCUUCAUUGUAUGGGCCUUCGUCUUCGUCUUCUUCUUCUUCCACACAAAUGCCGUCUCCACACAAAUCAUCAUCACCUUCUCCCGUUUUGGAUGAUGCUGAGGAGAACACACAGGAUGUGAAUGUCCCUAUUCCUAGUCUUAAGGAUUCUGCCUCUGAGAUUCAGCCGGAGAACAGAGCACCCUCUGCUCCCGCCGAGUGCGCCGUCGAGGUGCCCGACCUCGAGCGUGGGGCUCCACAGCCGGAGGAGGAGGGCCCCGUAGCCAAGGACGAGAGGGACUGCAGGAUAUGCCACCUGAGCCUGGUUGGAUCGAACCAGGACCCCAUUGAGCUCGGUUGCGCUUGCAAGGAUGACUUGGCGGCGGCCCACAAACAGUGCGCCGAGGCUUGGUUCAAGAUCAAGGGCAACUUAACUUGCGAGAUAUGUGGAUCAGUCGCGUGCAAUGUCUCGGUAGCAGAUAAUGAUUCCGAGCCACUGCAUCGGUGGGACAUUGAGGCACCCGAACCAACGGCUGUUAUCACGAUUCCGGUGAUCAUACAGCCAAGGCAGAGCCGGAACUUUUGGCCCGGUCAUCGGUUCCUGAACUUCCUCCUUGCGUGCAUGGUCUUCGCGUUCAUAAUCUCUUGGCUCUUCCAUUUCAAUUUCCCCUCGUCUGAAUCGCUGUGAAAUUCUCAAGUUCAUUCGACCGUGCCACGAUAAGGGACAACAACGGCCUAAUAAGUGCAGAAGCGCAUCACGCUCUACACUGUGUUUUGGACGAAGGCAGAAUAUAUAUAUAUAUAUAGUCGGUCAUCAAGUCGGUUGAAUAUGCUUCUAUAAGGAAAGACUGUAAUUCGCAAUUGUUCCAUCGUGAUGUAAAGAAUCUUGAUGUUAUUGUUUAAUUAAUGUCAUUAUUUCCAGAUUGAGAAU